Rhizoctonia solani is the source of this 786-nucleotide messenger RNA. RefSeq lists its product as uncharacterized. Lineage: Eukaryota; Fungi; Basidiomycota; Agaricomycetes; Cantharellales; Ceratobasidiaceae. The transcript has 2 exons. Bases 1 to 786 code for a protein of 261 amino acids. The record is from RefSeq and is a predicted model, not a curated record.
AUGGUCCGCAGGUCCCCGUUCUCUCCUAUCAAUAUCCAAAGGCGGCGUCCGCGACCGGCGGCGCUUGAUCUGGCCCAUUCAGCAUUUUCCCCGUCCAAGAGUUUCGAACAGGAUGAUUCGGCCCAGUUUGUCCAUAUCACCCACAACGGACCGUAUUUCUGUGGAGAUGACAACGAUGAUGACGAUGAAAAGAACGAGCAGGCUCGGGCGUCGGCCGAGUUGGCGCAUACGCAGGCGGUAUUCACCGCCUCGUUGGAGUCGGAGCCGAUUCCGGGUGUAAGGGCACGCAGUCCGGUUUCGUACAGGACAGCUGGGAAAGCGUUGCCCAUGGAAGUCGAGGUUAAUGUCUGUAUCGAUGUUGAGGGUCGUCCGUCGCUCGACGAGUAUCGACUUCCUCUUCCUACCGGGAACUACAAGUUUCCCCCAGUCGAUGAUACUACCACCACCACGGCUGCUGCUGCCAAAAGCUGCCAAUUGCAGAUCCCUACUUCGGUCAUUGUUUCCCAGCGUCGCCCCUCUGUCGAGACUCCAACAAGACGUAAUGGGUGUUGUGCCCCGCUCUCGUGGAUGAAGAUUAUGCGCGCUUUACGCACUCGAGGGCGCAGACGCAGGUCCGCAGGACGUAAAUUACCAGAACCGGUAGGGUUCCAUGAACGGAUCGCUCACGCCGAGCACGAGUGGAGACCUACAGUGUCUUGUGCCCAUGACGAAUGCGAAAAGGACAAAGGAAGGAUGUGUCUUCCUGAAGUCUCCCCGAACGCGUUUGUAGAUUGGCCAUGGCGGUGA